CUGAUGAGACACGCCAAUAAAGUGCCUCGGUCCUCCAUCUUAAGUAAACUUAAUUUAUGAAUGAAUUUUUCUUUGGCUGAUGUGUUAAACAAUGGUUUUUCCACCCUUUUUUUCACAGACACUGUAGGUUAUUGGGAUUGUAAUGUAUUGUGCUGGAUGUUUAUACAUCAUUCGGGUAAAACAGGUUUCUGGGGUGAAAGUCUGCCCCCAAGUGGUUGAAUAUAAAAAUGAAUGCUCUGAGUUCAUAACGUGCAUCGAGCAAUUCCACUUAUGAACAGAUGACGUCACUCUUGUUAAAUCCUCAUUGGUUUUUUGUUUUGUUUUUUUUAUUACGUGGAAAAGCGUGACUGCCGGUAGACUGAAGGGUGAUGCAAGAAAAGUUUCUAUUUACCAAUGACACUUUAAAGCCUCUCCACUGUUAGAAAGGAGUUCUAUGGUGUUGUGCAUUAAUGAGUCCAGCAUGAUGAAGACACUUUUAAUAUUGACGUGUUUCCUACUUUCCACUUUAGCAGACACACACACUCUACACUACUUCUACACUGUCGUCACAGCACAACUCAAUUCCUCCAUCAGCUCCAAAACCCAGUUCACUGCCGUCGGUCUGCUGGACGGAGAGCAGUUUCUGUCCUACAGCAGCAGCAGCGUGAAGCUCAGUGUGAAGGACUGGAUGAAGAAGACUGAGGCAGAAACGUACUGGAGGAGUGAGGCACAGGACAUGCAAAGCAAUCAGGACAACUUCAACAGCAUAAUGAGCACAGUGAUGACCAGCUUUAAUCAUAAUGAAGACGUUCACACUCUCCAGAAAUUCUACGGCUGUGAGCUCCACGAUGGCGGCGUCUCUAGAGGAUACGAUCGGUUCGGUUUUGACGGAGAAGAUUUCAUCAGUCUGGAUCUGAGCGCUAAAUCCUGGACCACGGCGAAACCUCAGGCUGAGAUCCUGAAAAAGAAGUGGGAUUCACACCGCUGCACUUUGUUCCGCGAAAGCUACCUCAAGAACGAGUGUGUAGAUCUGUUGAAGAAGUUCACGUCUCAGUGCAGAGACACUCUGGAGAGGAAAGUUUCUCCCACGGCUUCACUGUUCCACAAAAGCUCGCCGUCUCCAGGGGUGGUGUGUCAUGCUACAGGUUUCUUCCCCAAAGCACUGAAUAUCUCCUGGCUGAAGAACGGAGAGGACGUGUAUGAAGACGUGGAGCUCAGUGAGACGUUACCCAACCAGGAUGGAAGCUUCCAGAAGAGGAGCAUUCUGAAAGUCUCAGCUGAGGAGCUGCAGGAACACACCUACACCUGUGUGAUUGAGCACAGCAGCUUGGAGAAGGAGAUUGUGCUCGAAGUACCAAAAGAUGGAGGAGCGUUUUGGAUCAUCGCUGGUGUGGGCGUGGCUCUCGUCGUUAUUGCUGCUGUUGUUGCCGGAAUUAUGGUCUGGAGGAAGUAGAAUUCCGAGUAAGACAUGAUGUUAACAUCUGGAAUAACAAUCUGUGUGUGAAGAGAAAAAACAAGAAGAAGAACCUGUGCUAACAUCCAAUCUCACCUCAGAGCUCAUCCUCUUUCUUUCCAUGUGAUCUUCUAAGAGGUGAUGAAUGAGAUGAUGAGGAGGACAUUAAGGAUUAAAUAUUGUUCACACACACACACACACACACACACACACACACACACACACACACACACACAAGCAGGUGCUUCUGUUUUGGCUAUUCUGUACAGUGUAAUAUGGCCAGUCGAAUACUACAGUAUAUCAUACAGUAUUAAUUGUAAUAUAAAUGCUAUUAUGGGAUUCAUUUUUAAUUCCUGAUUGUUACGGAUUAAUUACAGCGACGUCAUUUGUAAGGGUUGAUUACGAUAACUGAUUGUGUACAAUACCAGAUACUGUAAUUGUAAAAAAAAACGGAUCAAACUGCCAACAUAUGUUUAUUUGAUGUUUUAAGGUCAAGAGAUUUGUUCAUCCUUACGUUCAAGAAAGAAGACUGAUAUCAAAUGAUCUUUAUUUGUCGCCAACGUAUUGAUCUUUGAUCUUAAAUAAUACUUUUUCUUGAUUUAACAAGUAAUAAUGUAGAAUUAGUACCAUGUAGCAGUAUAACUGUAGCGUUAGUUAAGGCAAAUUCUACAUUAGUUUAUAAUCUCGAAAUUGUUAUUAAAGUUGAAUUAAGCUCAUUGUUUUGUCCUGCGACUUGAAAUGCAUUUGAUAAAUGCCUAAUGUACCAUUAUACAUGAUACACUGUGUUUCUGACAGUUAUUCCUAAUGUAAUAAUGAAUGUUUCUAUAUUUAUACGGUACAUACAUUUUGUAU
Molecule: messenger RNA, 2284 nt
Organism: Silurus meridionalis
Lineage: Eukaryota; Metazoa; Chordata; Actinopteri; Siluriformes; Siluridae
Product: BOLA class I histocompatibility antigen, alpha chain BL3-7-like
Exons: 6
Coding region: 434-1432 (332 amino acids)
Biological process (GO): immune response
Cellular component (GO): external side of plasma membrane
Source: RefSeq, a predicted model, not a curated record